Chlamydomonas reinhardtii is the source of this 2148-nucleotide messenger RNA. RefSeq lists its product as uncharacterized. Bases 34 to 1350 code for a protein of 438 amino acids. Gene Ontology annotation, molecular function: chloride channel activity. The record is from RefSeq and is a predicted model, not a curated record. Lineage: Eukaryota; Viridiplantae; Chlorophyta; Chlorophyceae; Chlamydomonadales; Chlamydomonadaceae. The transcript is spliced from 5 exons.
CAUACUUGAGUCGCACGAAGUUGCAACUUAAAAAUGCAGAUGCAAGCAAACCGUUCGUCGCUGCGUGCGUCGCCCGUCCGGGGUCUGGGCGCGCGCCCGCUGCUGCGCGCGCUGCCCGCUGGCCGCGUGGCCCGGCUGAAUGUUUCCGCUCAGGCCAAGGACCCCAACGCGCCGAUCCAGUCGAACCCUCUGGGCACACUGAGCUCGCAGUCGGGUCAGGUCGCGACGCUCCCUCGCAGCGAGGAGGCGCGCAAGUACUUCCGCACGGUGUACGACUUCCCGCAGUGGCAGAAGCACCGCAGCAGCUACCGCUUCGCUGAGCGCCUGUUCCAGCUGUCGCAGUCCCACAUCCUCCAGAACGCGCUGCCCGCCAUCUCCUGGGUGACCCUGGUCGCCACGCUGGUUGCCUCGUACGGCUACUCGUACGACCAGCACAUGCUGCCCGACGUCUUCCCCUCCAUCUCCCCCAACGCCUCCUGCACCGCCUUCAUCUCCAACACCAGCGUCGCGCUGUCGCUGCUGCUGGUUUUCCGCACCAACUCGUCCUACGGACGGUGGGACGAGGCACGCAAGAUGUGGGGUGGCCUGCUGAACCGCAGCCGUGACAUCAUGCGUCAGGGCGCGACCUGCUUCCCGGAUGACCAGGUGGAGGCCAAGAAGGCCCUGGCCCGCUGGACCGUGGCUUUCUCGCGCGCCCUGCGCAUCCACUUCCAGCCGGAGGUGACGAUUGAGAGCGAGCUGCAGAACAUCCUGACCCCGGCGGAGCUGCAGAUGCUUGCGAAGAGCCAGCACCGCCCCGUGCGCGCCAUCCACGCCAUUAGCCAGAUCAUCCAGUCGGUGCCCAUGAGCUCCAUCCACCAGCAGCAGAUGAGCAACAACCUCACCUUCUUCCACGAUGUGCUGGGAGGCUGCGAGCGCCUGCUGCGCGCCCCCAUCCCCGUGUCCUACACCCGCCACACCGCGCGCUUCCUGUUCGCGUGGCUGACUCUGCUGCCGUUCGCGCUGUACCCCACCACCGGCUGGGGUGUGGUGCCUGUGUGCACGGGCAUUGCCGCCGUGCUGUGUGGCAUUGAGGAGAUUGGCGUGCAGUGCGAGGAGCCCUUCGGCAUCCUUCCCCUGGACGUGAUCUGCAACCGCAUCCAGGCCGACGUCAUGGCCACGCUGAAGGACGACGCGGACACCAAGACCAUCCUGGCGGAGGCCGGACUCAUCAGCCUCAUCCCCUCGGCCACCAGCGCCACCCCCGUCGCCAGCGCUGAGCCCGUGCUGGUGUCCGCGCGCCCCUCCGCCGCGCCCGCUCCCAACAACGGCCUCCAAGUGCGGGUGGCCAUGGGUGGGGAGCGCAAGUAAGCGGCCGUGUGUCACUGGCAAUCGCCUACAUCCGACGAGAGCGUAAUGAGCGAGCCGAGUGGCACGUGCGCCAAGCCAUGCGAGGAGCGUGAAGAGUGUUGUGAUUGCGCCUGCAGGGGGGGGGGGUUGCAAGGCCUGCAGGCGCCGUGUCAAGAGGGGAGGGGAGGAGUACAGCGCAAAGGAGCGGAGCGGCACGAGAGCGUGUGUUGUGGUGUGUGCGAGCAUUGUCUCACCUGAUGUGCUGUGUCGUGAUCCAGUGACUGAAACCUGAGCGUGAGUGAAUUGUUUGUGCAGCGUUAAAUUUGUAGUUUUGCUUGCGCGGUGCGCAGGCCCCCUUUCGGAGCCUGGGUAGCCGUCUCACUGUCUUGCAGACGGAUAUUCGGGCCCCAAAGACUGCAUUUUCCUUAGUGGUGCUAACCUCAUUCCUGUAGCUACGUGUGUAUUUAUAUUUCGGACCUUCAUGAUGUGCUUACGGGGCAGAGCAUGAGUUGCGGCGGGCUAACGCCGCAUGAUGUGGAGUGGCGUUGGGUGUGGCGUAGGGACGUGGGGACGAAUGAUCGUAAGGCCCGCCGGAUUUCCAUUUAAGGCGUUUGAGAACUAGACCGUAAAUUGCUUAUGACUCGGUUGAUGUUCACCUGAAAGUCGCAAAGAUAUGUGCAUCGUAAGAGCGAGCGGUUGACUAUGCCGGGACCUCUGCAGUUCUGUUCUGGUGCAAAGCAGUGCGCGGCACGAGACGGAGCAGAGCCCGACGAAGGGAACUGAUGGGGUAAUCUCGUAAAACUGUAAAUCAUUGCGAUC